This is a messenger RNA of Eimeria mitis, 669 nucleotides long. Its product is annotated as mitochondrial carrier domain-containing protein, putative. The transcript has 4 exons. The record is from RefSeq and is a predicted model, not a curated record. Gene Ontology annotation, biological process: nucleotide transport; transmembrane transport. NCBI's taxonomy places the organism in Eukaryota, Apicomplexa, Conoidasida, Eucoccidiorida, Eimeriidae. The coding region runs from base 1 to 669 and encodes 222 amino acids.
AUGUCUGCACUAACAGGCUCUGGAAACACUAAAGCGGAAAUGCUUCAACAUCUCUUACAGAGCGCAGGGGACACAGGGGAGCUUGACAUUAGCACUUGCAUGCAGACAGUUCGGAAGGGCGAUACGUCGGAUGAUCCACAGCCAGGACGUGACCGUGAAACGGUGUACCGUCCAGGAGCACCUUUCCUUAUCCCAUCAGCUUUAAGUUGGGAAGAUAGACCAAAAUUGGCUGCCGGGGCGUCUGGGGCAGCCGCGCUGCUUACUUGCUGCGCGCUGCAUCCUUUCGACCUCAUCAAGACUCGCAUGCAAGUUGCUGCAGUCACUGGCGGAGCCAUUCCUCUCUACGGUUCGACUCGAUCGGCAAUAACUCGAAUUUACAAACAAGAGGGCCUCAAGGGGCUCUGGAAAGGAGCAAGUGGCCUCGUCGCCGGCCUUUUCGUCACUUGUCUGACGCACCCGUUGUGGCUCGCCAAGGCGCGAAUGGAAAUGCAGGCAAAGGAAGCAGAGGCUUCCGGUUGGCCUCAGUUUCGCAACGGCUUCAGUUGCAUAAUGAGCACCGCCCGCGGUGGUGUGAGAGAAUCUUACAAGGGCAUUGGCCCCGCCUUAGCCUUAGUACCGCACGCAGCAAUUCAAAUUGCAGUUUAUGAGCGGCUCAAGCGAAAACAGUAA